AUGGCGAUUGACUUUCCAAAGGAAGAAGAGGCCUUCCUCAAGCGAUGGAAGGAAAUUGGUGCUUUUGAGAGACAGGUCGAACUGUCUCGAGGAAGAACCCCGUAUACGUUCUAUGAUGGACCGCCCUUUGCGACAGGACUUCCACAUUACGGCCACCUGUUGGCAUCAACUAUAAAAGACAUCAUUCCAAGAUAUUGGUCUAUGAAGGGACGUUAUGUCGAACGACGAUUUGGUUGGGAUACUCAUGGAGUUCCAAUCGAGUACGAAAUCGACAAAACCCUGGGCAUGUCUGGAUCCGAAGCGGUUGAAAAACUAGGUUUGGGAAAAUACAAUGCAGAGUGCAGGGCGGUUGUCAUGAGGUUUGCUGCAGAAUGGAGGCAGACUAUUGAUAGGCUUGGUCGCUGGAUCGAUUUUGACAAUGAUUACAAGCAGACUAUGGAUACUUCAUAUAUGGAGAGCCUUUGGUGGAUAGUGAAGCAGUUAUUCGACAAAGGGGUGAUCUAUCGUGGUUACAGAGUCAUGCCUUACUCUACAGCUCUUAACACCCCAUUGAGUAACUUUGAGGCACAACAAAAUUAUAAAGAUGUACAGGAUCCUGCAGUAGUCGUCUCAUUCCCGCUCCUCGACGAUCCGCAAACAAAGCUUCUCGCCUGGACAACUACGCCGUGGACUUUGCCAUCGCAUACAUCGCUUGCAGCACAUCCCGAUUUUGAAUACGUUAAGAUCCAUGAUGUUUUGUCCGGAAGUAAUUAUAUACUCAUCGAGGCCUUGCUCAAGACUCUAUAUAAGGACCCCAAAAAGGCGAAAUACCAAGUUCUCGAGCGCUUCAAGGGAUCAACUAUGAAAGGAUGGAGAUACCAACCUCUUUUUGAUUAUUUCUAUGAAGAGUUCAAGGACGUAGGGUUUCAGGUUCUCAACGCGACGUAUGUCACUGCAGAUGAUGGUGUUGGUUUAGUUCAUCAAGCUCCAGCGUUCGGCGAAGAAGAUUACAACGUGGCUGUUGAGAAUGGCAUCAUUACUGAUACGCGGUUACCGCCAAACCCGGUCGACGAGAGAGGCUUUUUUACCUCAGAGGUUCGAGAUUUUGCUGGUCAACAUGUCAAAGCAGCAGAUAAAGCGAUUGUAAAACACCUGAAAGCAGCUGGGCGCCUUGUCGUGGAUGCCCAGAUCACGCAUAGCUAUCCAUUCUGCUGGAGAUCUGACACUCCUUUGAUCUAUAGAGCUGUGCCUUCGUGGUUCGUCAAAAUAGGUCCCAUUAUUCCCCAAAUGCUUCAAGGGAUAGAGGAGUCUUAUUGGGUCCCUUCCUUUGUCAAAGACAAACGAUUCGCAAGUUGGAUUGCGAAUGCAAGGGAUUGGAACAUUUCGAGAAAUCGAUACUGGGGAACUCCGAUCCCAUUGUGGGCCAGUGAGGAUUACAAAGAAAUUAUAGCUAUUGGCAGCGUUGAGGAGCUCAGACAGCUCAGUGGAUAUACUGGUGAACUCACGGACCUCCAUCGCGAUAAGAUUGACCACAUCACUAUCCCAAGCAAGCAAGGGAAGGGUGUAUUACGAAGGGUCGAGGAAGUUCUUGAUUGUUGGUUUGAAUCCGGAAGUAUGCCCUAUGCUUCCCAGCAUUAUCCCUUUGAGAACAAAGAACAUUUUGAGAAGUCGUUCCCGGGUGAUUUCAUCGCAGAAGGCCUUGACCAGACCCGAGGUUGGUUUUAUACACUCGCUGUCAUUAGCACGCACCUGUACGGAAAGCUGCCAUUCAAGAACUGUGUUGUGAAUGGAAUUGUACUCGCUGAAGACGGCAAGAAAAUGUCAAAGCGAUUGAAAAAUUACCCAGACCCAACUCUCAUUAUGGAUCGCUAUGGGUCUGACCCGCUUCGGCUUUACCUCAUUAACUCUCCAGUCGUUCGCGCAGAGCCCUUAAGAUUCAAGGAAUCAGGCGUGAAAGAAAUUGUCGCCAAAGUUCUGCUCCCCUUGUGGAAUAGUUACAAAUUCUUCGAAGCUCAGGUUGCGCUGCUGAAAAAGAUCGAGGACGUGGAGUAUGUGUUCGAUCCAGCGGCGGAAGCAACCAACACGAAUGUCAUGGAUCGCUGGAUUCUGGCAAGCUGUCAGAGUCUACUCAAAUUUGUCAAUCAAGAAAUGGCUGGGUACCGGCUUUAUACUGUUGUUCCGAGACUACUAGGAUUGAUCGAUAACACCACCAACUGGUACAUUCGGUUCAACCGUAGGAGGCUGAAGGGGGAGCUUGGGUUGGACGACACUUUACACGCGUUAAAUACCCUUUUCGAGGUCCUUUAUACCCUAGUCCGCGGCCUCGCACCUUUCACUCCUUUCAUCACCGAUAAUAUAUACCUUCGACUCCUUCCUCAUAUACCAAAAUCCCUUCAAGCCGAGGAUAGCCGCAGCGUCCAUUUCCUCGCUUUCCCUGAGGUUCGUGAAGAACUUUUUGAUGAUGUCAUUGAGAGACAGGUCGGUCGGAUGCAGAAGGUGAUUGAGCUUGGUCGCAUUGCACGUGAACGCAGAAGCAUUGGCCUCAAGUCACCCCUGAAGACGCUCGUUGUGAUCCACCAGGAAAAACAAUAUCUCGAUGAUGUGAGAUCCCUAGAGAGCUACAUUCUGGAAGAGCUUAAUAUCCGGGAUCUGGUUCUCUCAUCCGAUGAGGAUAAGUACAAUGUCCAGUACAGUGUCACAGCAGAUUGGCCCACUCUAGGCAAGAAAUUGAAGAAAGAUGCUCAAAGGGUUAAGAAAGCGCUACCAUCGCUCUCAAGUAACGAUGUUAAGCGAUUCGUCACUGACAAGAAGAUGGUGGUUGAUGGCAUUGAGCUUGUCGACGGGGAUCUGGUAAUCAGGCGCGGCUUGAAAGACGACGCAUCUUCCAAGGACUUUGAAACGAAUACAGAUGAUGAUGUACUUAUCAUCCUGGACGCAGUUUUAUACCCUGAGUUAGCUGAGGAAGGGCUAGCAAGGGAAAUCGUGAACCGAGUCCAGCGGCUGCGAAAAAAGGCGGGGUUGGUUCCAACUGACGACGUGGGGAUGGAGUAUCGGGUUCUCUCUGACCCUGACAAUGUCGGCAUCGAGCGCGUUUUCCAGACGCAGUCGAAGGCGAUUGAAAAAGCGCUGCGUAGACCGAUCGACCAACAUAUAGUCACAGAGGUCGAAGGGAGGGCACCCGAAGGCGAGGAAGAGGGGAUCAUUUUAGAAGAAGAGCAGGAGGUACAAAAAGCGACCUUCUUGCUUCGGCUGGUGAAGUUGUAG
This is a messenger RNA of Histoplasma capsulatum G186AR, 3243 nucleotides long. RefSeq names its product isoleucyl-tRNA synthetase,cytoplasmic. The record is from RefSeq and is a predicted model, not a curated record. NCBI's taxonomy places the organism in Eukaryota, Fungi, Ascomycota, Eurotiomycetes, Onygenales, Ajellomycetaceae. Gene Ontology annotation, molecular function: ATP binding; isoleucine-tRNA ligase activity; aminoacyl-tRNA deacylase activity. The transcript has 2 exons. Gene Ontology annotation, biological process: isoleucyl-tRNA aminoacylation. The coding region runs from base 1 to 3243 and encodes 1080 amino acids.